Populus euphratica (Euphrates poplar) is the source of this 2951-nucleotide messenger RNA. Its product is annotated as Tetratricopeptide repeat (TPR)-like superfamily protein. NCBI's taxonomy places the organism in Eukaryota, Viridiplantae, Streptophyta, Magnoliopsida, Malpighiales, Salicaceae. Gene Ontology annotation, biological process: RNA modification. Gene Ontology annotation, molecular function: protein binding; zinc ion binding; RNA binding. The record is from RefSeq and is a predicted model, not a curated record. Bases 276 to 2207 code for a protein of 643 amino acids. The transcript has a single exon.
AGAUGCCUUGACUAGACUCAAUGAUACUUUUUUGGCGAUGGAGGUUGGAGCUACUGGGGAUAAGAAGAUGUUGAUCUUGGAAAAAGUCAACAACAUACAGACAUGGAUUAGUUCUGCGAUGACAGAUCGAGAUGCUUGCAUAGAGGGCGUGAAUUGAAAAUUAAAUCAUGGGUGAAAUUGAAUACUAAUAUAAAUACAGGGUUCAAAGAAGUUGUUUUCGCCAGAUUCAAAAAAGAAAAAAUAAAGCAUGGCCUGGGAAGCCAUUGCUGUACACAAUGAGCAAGACAGAAUCUCUCUGUCUGUCUUUGUUGAAUAUUUGCAAGAGCCUGACAACUUUCAAACAAAUCCACGCCAAUGUUCUCAAACUCGGCCUUGAAUCUGACCCUUUCAUCACAGGAAAGCUAUUGCACCAUUGUGCGAUUUCGCUCUCUGAUUCUCUGGACUAUGCUUGCCGCCUCUUUCGCUACACUCCAAACCCAGAUGUUUUCAUGCACAACACUCUCAUUAGAGGACUUUAUGAGUCAGAUAGACCCCAGGAUUCACUUCUUAAGUUCAUUGAAAUGAGGAGGAACUCUUUUUCUCCUCCUGACAGUUUUUCUUUCGCUUUUAUUGUCAAAGCGGCGGCGAAUUUGAGGUCUGUGAGAGUUGGGAUCCAGUUGCAUUGUCAAGCAUUGGUUCAUGGGCUUGAUACCCAUCUCUUUGUUGGGACGACUUUGAUUAGUAUGUAUGGGGAAUGCGGGUUUGUUGAGUUUGCGAGGACGGUAUUUGAUGAAAUGCCUGAGCCAAAUGCGAUUGCCUGGAAUGCGAUGGUCACUGCGUGUUGUAGGGGUGGUGAUAUGAAGGGUGGAAGAGAAUUGUUUGACUUGAUGCCUGUGAGGAACUUGAUGUCGUGGAAUGUUAUGCUUGCUGGGUACACGAAAGCUGGGGAGCUGGAACUGGCUAGGGAGAUGUUUUUGGAGAUGCCAAUGAAGGAUGAUGUCUCGUGGAGUACCAUGAUUGUUGGUUUUGCUCAUAAUGGGUAUUUUGAAGAGGCUUUUAGUUAUUUCAGAGAGCUGCAGAGGAAGGGGAUGAGGCCGAAUGAGACAAGCUUAACUGGGGUGCUUUCAGCGUGUGCACAGGCUGGUGCACUUGAGUUUGGCAAAAUAUUACAUGGCUUUAUUGAGAAAUCUGGGUUGACUUGGAUUGUAUCAGUUAACAAUGCAUUAUUGGAUACUUAUUCCAAGUGUGGGAAUGUACAUAUGGCUCAACUAGUUUUCGAGCGAAUAAUGAAUGAAAGAAACAUUGUUUCUUGGACUUCGAUGAUGGCUGCGCUCGCAAUGCAUGGUCAUGGGGAAGAAGCAAUAGGGAUGUUUCAUAAGAUGGAAGAGUCUGGAAUUAGACCUGAUGAGAUUGCCUUUAUUUCACUUUUAUAUGCUUGUAGUCAUGCUGGAUUGGUCGAACAAGGAUGUGAAUAUUUUGAUAAGAUGAAAGGCAUGUACAAUAUAGAACCAUCUAUUGAGCAUUAUGGCUGCAUGGUCGAUCUAUAUGGUCGGGCUGGUCAACUUCAGAAGGCCUAUGAAUUUGUUUGUCAAAUGCCAAUUCCAUGUACUGCAAUUAUUUGGCGGACACUUCUUGGGGCUUGCAGCAUGCAUGGUGAUGUUAAGUUGGCGGAACAAGUGAAAGAAAGACUUUCAGAGCUAGACCCCAACAACUCUAGUGACCAUGUUCUGCUGUCAAAUGCCUAUGCAGUUGCAGGGAAAUGGAAGGAUGCUGCUUCUGUGAGAAGAUCAAUGACUGAACAGAGAAUCACCAAAACUCCUGGUUGGAGCAUGAUUGAAGUUGACAAAAUCAUGUAUACUUUCUUGGCUGGCACAAAACAAUAUAAGAUUACAGAAGAGGCUUACAAGAAGCUAAAGGAGAUUAUAACGAGGCUUAGGGUUGAAGGGGGUUAUGUUCCAGAGAUUGGAAGGGUUUUACAUGACAUAGAAGAGGAAGAAAAGGAAGGUUCAGUGUCAGUGCAUAGCGAAAAGGUUGCUGUAGCUUUUGGUAUUGCAAGGUUGUGCAAGGGGAGGACUAUAAGAAUAGUUAAGAAUUUGAGGAUUUGCAGGGACUGUCAUGCAGUGAUGAAGCUUAUUUCUCAGAUUUAUAAAUUGGAGAUCGUGGUGAGAGAUAGAAGCCGCUUUCACUCUUUCAAGGAUGGUUAUUGUUCAUGCAGAGAUUACUGGUAAAUGCUGAUUACUUAAAGCAAACGAAACAGAAAAAGUCCCGAUGAUCAGGAUAACAAUAUUUUGGAAGGGUAUGCUUUACAAAUGAUAAUCACAGUUGCUAAGUCGGACAUGCUAUCUGUAAAGCUUUUUAAAUAGCCAUUUGCUUCGCUGAUUUACUUCCAUUGCCGCAAUAUUCUUGGCGUUUUCCUCAUUUUCUAAAAGUGUACAAGCUUCCGAGAAGAUCUCGUCUUCCAUGUCUGGUAUAGCUUGAAGUGCAUCGACAAUGACUUCGAUUGACAGGUUUCUUCUUCGUGUUCCUCCAUAACUACCAUUAGUUUCUGACCCAGGUGCUUCUUGAGCCUCUCCUUUCCCGUGUCUGCCAACUUUCCUUGAAGAAACCACCACUGAGGAAGAAAGAGACUAUCGUUUCUGCCUUGGGUCAGAUAUUUCAAGUUGAUAUGGUGUAUCUCCAAAAACGCCAUCAAUCCCCAUAUCGAAUUCGUUGUUGUCAAACCCCAUUUUUACACCCAGAUGACUUGCUUUUCCCAUUGCCAUGCUAUUACCAUAUAGUACACAAAUAUCAUUAUAACUGUCCAGGAAUCUGUCUGCACCUGGGUGCUCCUGCAGAAAAUAUUCAUAAAAUGAGAAGCAAAUAAAAAUUUUGGUUAAAUGGUAUUGAAGGCCUGCCAUACCUAGGGGAGUUAAAACUGUAAGCCAUGAGGACAUGUUUAUGUUUGAGAAGGAAACAUACCUUGAUAUACGCAU